GAGAGCUUCCCCGUCCCGCCCUCCGCAGCGCUGCCCGCCGAGUCUGGCGGCGAGGGAGCCGGUCCUGCGGCUGGGCGCUCCGCGGGGCUGGCUCCGCUUCCCGCUUCCCUUCGCUCGGGCGAGCACACAGCAGCCGGAGACAAGCUGGCCCGGGCGGCCCGUCCGGCCAGGGAUCUCCGCUCACGCCCCCCUUUCUCCCGGCAGCCCGCUGGUCCGAUGCUGUCCCGGGGCGCCGGGCCCCGCCAUGGAGGGCUGUGAUGGAGGCCGCCGGGGACGCUCGCCGCUGCCCUGGACGGGCCCUGCUGGUGCUCCCGCUGCUGCUGCUGCUGCUGCUGCUUCCCCGCGGGCUUAGGAGCGCCUUCGGGGCGCCGGGGACCCAGCCUUGCUCGGCUGCCCGCUGCCCGGAGAGCCUGACGUGGGCCGUGCGCCUGACCGGUCCCGAGGAGGAUCUGGACCGGCUGGCCGAUGACUUGGCCCGCGAGGCCCGUCUGGUCAACGUGGGCCGAAUCGGCGAGCUGAAGGGCCACUACCUCUUGGCCUACCGGCCUGCAAGCGCCUCCGACCCGCCUCCCGGAGCGGUCCGGAGGGCUGCCGAGGCCCUCUUCGCGCGGCACGCAGGCGUAGGGUGGCACGCGGCUCAGCGGCUCCUCAAGCGCUCGAAGCGCGCCCUGCACUUCAACGACCCCAAGUUCCCCCAGCAGUGGCACCUGGACAAUCGCAAGAGGCCCGGGAUGGAUAUCAACGUGACAGGCGUGUGGGAGCGGAAUGUGACGGGCCAGGGGGUGACAGUGGUGGUGGUGGAUGAUGGUGUUGAACACACCAUCAAGGACAUCCAGCCGAACUACAGCCCGGAAGGCAGCUACGACUUGAACUCCAAUGAUCCUGACCCCAUGCCCCACCCCGAUGAGGAGAACGGCAACCACCACGGGACCCGCUGUGCUGGAGAAAUUGCAGCCGUGUCCAACAACAGCUUCUGCGCUGUGGGCGUUGCCUUUGGGAGCCGGAUUGCAGGGAUCCGCGUGCUGGAUGGGCCCCUCACAGACAGCCUGGAGGCCGUCGCCUUUAACAAGCACUAUCAGAUCAACGACAUCUACAGUUGCAGCUGGGGCCCAGAUGAUGAUGGCAAAACAGUGGAUGGCCCCCAUCAGCUUGGACGGGCCGCUCUGCAGCAUGGCGUAAUUGCUGGCCGGAGGGGCUUUGGCAGCAUCUUCGUGGUGGCCAGUGGCAAUGGGGGACAUCACAAUGACAACUGCAACUAUGAUGGCUACGCCAACUCCAUCUACACAGUCACCAUUGGCGCCGUGGAUGAGAUGGGCUACAAGCCAUUCUAUGCGGAGGAGUGCGCCUCCAUGCUGGCCGUAACCUUCAGCGGAGGUGACAAGUUGAUGAGAAGCAUUGCAACAACAGACUGGGAUUUGCAGAGGGGGACGGGCUGCACAGAAGGGCACACGGGCACUUCUGCCGCAGCACCCUUGGCUGCUGGACUGAUCGCCCUUAUGCUGCAGGUGCGCCCCUGCCUCACCUGGCGAGAUGUCCAGCAUAUCAUAGUCUUCACUGCCACUCAGUACGAAGACCAUCGUGCCCGCUGGGACGUCAACCAGGCUGGCCUAAGCCACAGUCACCAACAUGGGUUCGGACUGCUGAAUGCCUGGCGGUUGGUCAACGCAGCCAAGGUCUGGGAGUCUGUCCCUUAUCUGGCCUCCUACAUCAGCCCCCUUCUGAAGGAGAGCAGAGCCAUCCCCCUGGACCCGGGGCAGUUGGAAGCCACCUGGAACGUGACUGAAGCUGACCUGGAGCUGUCGGGGUUGAAGACUCUGGAGCACGUGGCCGUGACAGUGAGCAUCACCCACCCACGCCGUGGCAAUCUGGAGAUCCACCUCCGCUGCCCCAGCGGCAUGGACUCCCUGGUUGGGACAGCACGCAGCAUGGACUCAGAUCCCACUGGCUUUGUGGACUGGACCUUCUCCACUGUGCGCUGCUGGGGCGAGGAGGCCCAGGGCACCUAUCAGCUGACAAUCCGUGACGUGGGCGAUGAGACGCAGAGAGCGGGCAGGCUGGACCAGUGGCAACUGACCCUCUAUGGCUCAUCGUGGACCUCCUCUCAGAUCCAGGAGCGGCAGAGGCUGCUGGAGAAGGUGAUGAGUGGCCAGUUCCUGAACAGGGACUUUGCCUUGCCUUGCCCCCCAGGCCUCCGGAUCCCCGAGCAGCAGCCCUACACCAUCACUGCCAACACCCUCAAGACUCUGAUGCUGCUCGGUUGCUUUGCUGUCUUUUGGACCUUCUACUACAUGCUGGAAGCAUUCCUGACUUGCAACAACGUGGCCUUUGAUCUCCCAGCUCGCAGCUGCCGGGCCUCCAAGAGCCUGGAAGAAGGAGCUGUGAUGGAUCACACGGUGCCCCUGUGCAAGGAGGCCAAGGCCGAGGCCGUGCAACCAUCCCCGGGCCUGCGAGGCUUGGAGGAUGGCUGGGGAUCUCAAGGUCCUCACUGGGGAGAGGAUUGCUAAACCUCGUGGAGUAGGAGCAGUCUACCUCAGUCAUGGGUUGCUGAGCAUGCUAGUGCUGCCUCCCUCUGCUCUAUGCUUUGGAGAUCAGCUGAGAGGCUUCCCCUGCCCCAGCAGCUCCCUGAGAAGUAACUCGGCUUUUCUGUGGCCUUCUUGGCUGUGCCUGUCCCCUCUUUGGCCCAGAGGGGAUUCCCGGGCCCCAGCUGGGCAGUGCAGGGACAAGGAGACCAGUCCAACCGAAGGACGAGAAAUUCUGGCCUGUGGAGGGGAGGGGCUGCUGCUGGCCAGAAGGGGGUUGUGGCCAUGAACUGGGCUCAUGCUGCCCCCAGCACUCCUCUCCUCGCCCCACUGCCUGGCAGGCCCUGGUUCUGCCAACCCGCUGCUCUCCCUUGCUCUCUGCCCCGACUGGCUGUACGCCGUUGCUGGACCAGGCCUUGCCUGGCUCCUGCACUUGCCUUGCCUGAGGGGCUGGGAGUUGCUCGGAGGGCUUGGUUCUUCCACUGAAGCUCCUGGGACCCUCUGGGGAUCUUUCUGGGGACUUGGCUUUCUCUCCCAAAGUCACCCUCAGGCUGGAGGACACGUUUUGAUUUUUCUGGCUUUGGAUGAGCAGCAGCCAGAAUUAUUCUUUUGCACUUUUCCAAAAUAAAUUCUUGAAAAUCCA
Molecule: messenger RNA, 3162 nt
Organism: Crotalus tigris (Tiger rattlesnake)
Lineage: Eukaryota; Metazoa; Chordata; Lepidosauria; Squamata; Viperidae
Gene: PCSK7
Product: proprotein convertase subtilisin/kexin type 7
Exons: 15
Coding region: 258-2504 (748 amino acids)
Biological process (GO): protein processing
Cellular component (GO): trans-Golgi network; Golgi membrane
Molecular function (GO): serine-type endopeptidase activity
Source: RefSeq, a predicted model, not a curated record